Neoarius graeffei (lesser salmon catfish) is the source of this 2063-nucleotide messenger RNA. Its product is annotated as interleukin-1 receptor type 1-like. The record is from RefSeq and is a predicted model, not a curated record. The coding region runs from base 291 to 2048 and encodes 585 amino acids. NCBI's taxonomy places the organism in Eukaryota, Metazoa, Chordata, Actinopteri, Siluriformes, Ariidae. The transcript has 11 exons. Gene Ontology annotation, biological process: signal transduction. Gene Ontology annotation, molecular function: interleukin-1 receptor activity.
UGGGAGGAGAAGUAGAAAUCGCCUGCUACAAGCCGGUACAUUGCGCAAGAUGAGGAGGAAAGGCGCCCAACCCUGGGGAGGAAAUUGCAACACUGAACUUCUUAGAUGUUCCUGUGAGUAUGGAGAAGUGGUGAGUGUGUGUCGGGGAGAUGACUUCUGCUGGAAACCGAGUGUUUACACCUUCUUCACAGUGCAUUUAUGGACGGGUUAGUGCUCCUGUAAGUUUAUAAAACUCUCUCUCCAGAAACUGGGAACGAAACAGCGGCAGAAACAGCUGGAAUAUCAGAGACAUGGCUGUGGGAUUUAUUGCUCUGUUGACUUUGGCUUGGACCUUCAGUGUUGGUGCAGCAUCACAGAAUGAAACUGCAGGUGCAGGUGUAUGUAUAGACUACGGAAUAACAUUUGAGCAUGUGUUUGCAGUCCCAAAUGAGGCGGCAUUAUUAGACUGUGAAUUUGUGAAGUACUUUUUAGAUUUUUCAAACACCCCCUACAAUGUGACAUGGUACGACCAGAGAACUGGCCUGGAGUUCACAGGAGAAGAGAACCAUAUUGUACUACAUGGAGCUUCGCUGUUGUUCCUCAACAUCAGCAUGGAACACCAGGGCCACUACUUAUGCCUCGUCAGAACUCCAGAGCAGUGCUACAAGCAGGUAAGGGUUGUUGUGGUAGAAGAGGCAAGGUUUGGAACAUGUCGCCAUCCUCAGGCAGCAGUGCAGCGAGUACAGAAUCGCGUGAACGACAACCUGCGGUGUCCUUUAACUGACUACAUCAGCAUAGUGAACAGCUACUCCAUACGCUGGUACAAGGGCUGUGAGCUUCUUCAGGAAGGGUCUAAGUUCAACUUCGCUAAGAAUAACCUCCUUCUCCACAUCCAUAGCGUUUCUCCCAAUGAUACUGGCAUUUAUACCUGCAGGAUGACCUUUAACCUCACUGGAGUCAUCAGUGUCGUUGCACAGAGCAUCGAGUGUGAGGUUUUCGAGAUCAGAUCAAAAAGACCUCAAGUGCUGGCGCCCACUUAUGAAUCUAUGAAAGUAUCUGUAGGUUCUCCCAUUAACAAGACAUGUCGUGUGUUUGUACCUGGCAAGGGAGAUUAUAUGCCAAUAGUAAUCUGGGAUUUUAAUGGCAAUGACAUCUCCCUAAACACCUCUGAACGCAUCCACCAGGGACCUCAAAAUGACCUCCAGGUGGCUGAGGGUUUGUGGGUGGAGCGCAGCUUGUUGGUGUCUCAGGUACUGCCAGGUGAUUUGAACCUGAACUUCACCUGCAUGGCCAUGAACCACAGAGGAGUUGCCACUGGCUACUUUACACUCCAGCCUGCAGAUCCUAAUCUGCUGAUGCCAAUUGGACUCCUGGCCACCACACUGGCUCUUCUUUUCAUCGUGGGACUUCUCCUGUACAGAGUGUUUAAAGUGGAACUUGCUCUGCUCUUCCGUACCCUGUUUCCUUUCUUUUAUACAAGCACAGAUGGUGAUGGGAAACUGUAUGAUGCCUAUGUUGUGUAUCCCCAAGUUCAAGGGGACACAUUGAGUGAAGCGGUUGAGGCUUUUGCUGUGAAGACACUGCCACAGGUUCUGGAGGGAUGCUAUGGGUACCGGCUCUUCAUCCUGGGUCAGGACAGUCUACCUGGACAAGCUAUGGUAGAUAUGGUGGAGGAGACGAUGAAUGUCUGUCGUCGAAUGUUGCUGCUAUACACCAGCUCGUCUCUGAGCAGGGCAGAGGGUUCAUCAUGGUUCGAGCAGCAGGCAGGCCUCCAUCGCGCCUUACUGGAUGACUCGCUGUCGGUUUUGCUGCUGGAGAUGGAGCAGCUCAGCAAUCCUUCCAUCCUCCCUGAGUCACUGCGUCUCCUGCGGGAUAAGCAGGGGGCUCUGCAGGCCUGGAAGAAGCGGAAGAGGUGGACGUGCACAAGGAUGGAGGAAGGUGGAGAGGAUGAGAUAUCACUCCCUUCGUUUACUUUGUCUGCUCGUUUCUGGAGGAAAGUGCGCUACCACAUGCCAGUGAAAGGCAAAGCCAAGCAUCACUUGAAGAGAAAAUUGCUCCUGAACUUGUGAAUUGGGAUUUGACUC